This is a messenger RNA of Aplysia californica (California sea hare), 2045 nucleotides long. RefSeq lists its product as uncharacterized. Gene Ontology annotation, cellular component: extracellular region. Gene Ontology annotation, molecular function: chitin binding. Lineage: Eukaryota; Metazoa; Mollusca; Gastropoda; Aplysiida; Aplysiidae. The record is from RefSeq and is a predicted model, not a curated record. Bases 14 to 910 code for a protein of 298 amino acids. The transcript is spliced from 9 exons.
AUUUCCACAGAGCAUGUCCCGAAAACAGGCGGCCAAGGUCGCUAUUGUAAUAACAGAUGGAAAUGCCCCAAGCCGGUCCGACACUUUUAAGGCUGCAGACUUGUUGAAGAAACUGGGGGUCACUGUCUUUGCGAUCGGUGUUGGAAGUAGGAUUGACAGAGUUGAACUAGAUGGUAUCGCCUCUGAGCCAAGUUGCACCCAUAUCAGAAGCUUAGCCAGCUUCUCAGAGCUGGAUUCUAUUGUCUCGGACAUCACAGAAGGUGUCUGUAAAGCGGUGGUUAUCCCAGAGCCAAACAGCACAACCACCCACAAGUGCAGAGCACAAAAAACUCUCAAGAUUGAACCGAGCCCAGAGAUCAAUGUUUUUUUCAGCUGUCGUGUGAAUGCCGCUUCAAACCUGUGCAUCAAAAACUACCAGCAGCAGAAAUGCUCUGAUCUCGACUACGUGAGAAGUGGGGAUUAUGUGAAGGUCGAUGACAACGACAAAGCCAUACAGGUAUGCCAAGGUAGCUCCAUGGGUUACUUCCCCCACCCUGACACCAUCACCAAGUACGUGUACUGUGUUUCCAGCACUGAGGCUUACGAGGUCAACUGCCCAGCUGGCUUUGCCUACCUCCACUCACAACAAGACUGCACUGCAGCGGCCUCCACCAACAGAGACAAGGUCUGCCAAGUGUGUACCCAAGAGAACUUGGAGGUGGGCCAGAAAAAGUUCCCACUGGCCUCUAACAACCAGCAGUUCGUCAAUUGUAGCAGGGUGGACACCUGUGUGGUUUUGGAUUGUGGUGACAACACUCGCUACCUUCCGAAUGAGCAGAGAUGCUCGGAUCCUCCUCAUAACACAGGGAACUUUAUCCGUGGUUCAUUUGCAGCGAUGUGGAUUAUCUACCUUGUCCACAAUAUUAUCUAAACCGCAGGUAAACCUUAUUGGAUUUUCCCUUUUUGGUUUUAUUUGGAGGGAAUCAAAAGACAAAAAAAGAAAGAAAAAAAAGGAUGGAGGGGUAGCUUUUCUAAAAAAAAAAAGAGGGAUGGGGUGCGGUGAAAGGCGUUUACAAGACGCUAGGCCUAACGUAGAAUUACAACGUUCUAAUUGUUCUUACCUUGUUUUGAAAAAUUCGACGACAAGCAUUUGGAGUUUCACAAUACGUCAAGAUUUUCCGAAUGCAGUUCUUGGAAUAUCUCGAUUACGACGCCUUAUAAUUGAUUGAUUUUGGCUUUUUGCCUUAGAGUCUCAGCAACUCAAAACGGCCAAAAAUGCUUUUGUUUACGUUAUGCUAUCUGCUCUUAAAAGCUAAAUUUCAAUGAUUUACUUUUAGAUCAUUUUCUUCAUUAUGGUGUCCCAGAAAUGUAUAUUGUUUUCGUUUUUAAUCAAGCUCUAAUUAUUUCGUAUACAAUGAACACUAUUUCGGAAAUAAUUUGUUCAUUUUCCUUUUCUCUAAAGUCCAAAGUUCCAACUUAGAAAAAAAGGAAGCUUCGUUAUUAUUCAUGUUUUAAACAAUUUCGCAAUGCUUUAUAAUAAUAAUAUCAAGUUUCAAAGAGCUAUGUUAUCCUGAAUGCUUUUUAUUUCAUUUUAUCUACGUAUUUCUUUUCACACAACCAACACUAAUUAUUGUUUUAAAAAGUUAUUCAUGUACAACUGUCUGCUUUUACCAGGAGUAUAUUUAUUUUCAACAAGUAUCUUUUUAAAAUUCCUUACCAUUGUACCACAGAUUUCUAAUUGUCAUACUAUAUACCAUACUUUUGUGAUUAUAUUUAGUGCAUAAUUUGCAAACAGUCUUUGUCGUGUUACCUGUUUUACAUAUCGUUUACAUUUCUGUCUGUUGACUUAAUCUGUUGAUAUAGAACACAGUAGUCAAAUUCAAGGCCCAAAGGCCACAUACAACCCCUCGAACAAUUAAUUUUAUGUGGCCCCUUAGAGACUGGUUGCCAAGAAAAAGUGCCAAACAUCAGCUCUUACAAAUUGGCGUUAGAACGAAUAUUGGUUUGCUUUAGUAUUGUGUUAUUGUUGUAACUUUUGUCUCUUUUGUUUUAUAAUAAAAUUAUUG